AUGGCAUCCAUCUACGAUUUAAACCACCCACUAAAAUGGGACUCUGAGUUGAGGGAUCUCGAAGAUCACCCGUUCUUCUCUCGUGGAGGUCAUCACCACGGCCCUCACCACGGUCCUCACGCUCACCAUGGACCCCCUGGUCCUCGUCCUUUCUGGGCCUAUGGAGGUCCACCCCACCACGGCCAUCAUGGUCACCAUGGCCCCCCUCCUCCCUUCUGGGGAUAUGGAGGCCCCGCUGAACACGGCCACCGCGGCCGUCACCACCGCCACGGACGCCGCGGCGAGUCAGAGCAGCCCGAAAACAAUGAAGAAGUCAACGUAGUUGCCGAGCAGAACGCCGAGGCGACAUCUUCCACUGAGAAGGUCCCCGAGGACCAAGACAAAGAGGUGAACUCCUCUUCUGAGUCCGAUUCCGAUAACCACCGCGGCUGCCGCAAAGACAAGCACAAGGGCGGCAAGGGUCGUCACGGCCACGACCACGUUCGCGGAUUCGGCAGAGGUGGACGCGGCGGUAGAUGCGGCAAGGGUCGGCACGGACAAGACCCUGAAUUUGGAUCCUUCGAUCCCGGAUAUCCUUACCACGGCCCUCACUACAGUCCUGAAGCUCACCACGGCCCUCACCACGGAUUCCACCAUGGACCCCCUGGUCCUCCCCCUCCCUUCUGGGGAUAUGGAGGCCCAGCAGCAGGUCCUGGCCCAUGGGGCCCUCAUCAUCACCACCAUGCACACCCCAUGUUCGGCUUCGGCGGUCCGAUGGGCGCAAUGGGCCACAAAGGCCACAAGGGACACAAGGGCCCUAAGGGUCACAAGGGUCAUAAGGGUCACAAGGAAGGACGCCGUGGUCGUGGCAUGCGCCACGGUGGACCCAAAGCAGAUUUCAUGCGCCAGCUCAGCGCAUUCUUUGGAUUCCCCCUUGGCCCUCGCAAUGAUGUCGAAUUCCAGCCCUCCGUUGAUGUCUUCGACACCCCGGCCAACUACAUUGUGCACGUUUCACUGCCCGGUGCGAAGAAGAGCGACGUCAACAUCGACUAUGAUACCCAAGAGUCUGUUCUCCGCCUUACCGGCACUGUCCACCGACCCAACAUGGACGAGAGCCUGCAGCAGGGUCUGGUGAUGGAGGAGCGAGCCCGCGAGGUGGGAACUUUCGAACGCGAGAUUCGUCUUGGUUCGCGCUGCGCUCCAGCCCCUGUCAUUGUCGAAGGAAUUGUCGCCAUACUCGAGGAUGGUGUUUUGAAUGUGACCAUUCCGAAGACCGAGGAGUCGGAGUCGAACAAGUCAGUUCCUAUUGAAGUUGGAAAUGUCGAUGCUGUCCAGGAGAAGGAUGCUAUGAUGAUGGAUGAGCACGUGGACCGGGCUCUUACCCCUGGCGAGUCGGAGGAGAGCGAGUCUGAGGAAGAGGCGCGGGAGUACGUUAAGAUUGCUGUGCAGUAG
Molecule: messenger RNA, 1431 nt
Organism: Penicillium verhagenii
Lineage: Eukaryota; Fungi; Ascomycota; Eurotiomycetes; Eurotiales; Aspergillaceae
Product: Hsp20/alpha crystallin family protein
Exons: 1
Coding region: 1-1431 (476 amino acids)
Biological process (GO): protein folding; response to hydrogen peroxide; protein complex oligomerization
Source: RefSeq, a predicted model, not a curated record